Solanum dulcamara is the source of this 1210-nucleotide messenger RNA. Its product is annotated as glycolipid transfer protein 1. The coding region runs from base 62 to 670 and encodes 202 amino acids. The record is from RefSeq and is a predicted model, not a curated record. The transcript has 7 exons. Gene Ontology annotation, biological process: intermembrane lipid transfer; ceramide transport. Gene Ontology annotation, molecular function: ceramide 1-phosphate transfer activity; ceramide 1-phosphate binding. NCBI's taxonomy places the organism in Eukaryota, Viridiplantae, Streptophyta, Magnoliopsida, Solanales, Solanaceae. Gene Ontology annotation, cellular component: cytoplasm; cytosol; membrane.
CUGACCUGCAAAUCUUACUGUUCCACAUCUAGACAUUUAAUUUCCAGCAAAAUAGGCAAAUAUGGAGGGAACAGUAUUUUCCCCUGCUUUGGAAGGAAUGAAGCAUGUCAAGUCUGAACAUGGAGAGCUAAUGACUAAGCCUUUCUUGGAAGUUUGCAAACUUGUAUUGCCAAUUCUAGAUAAAUUUGGAGCUGCUAUGACUGUGGUUAAAUCUGAUAUCAGCGGAAAUAUAGCUAGGUUAGAAUCCAAGUAUAACGAUAAUCCAUCGAGAUUCAACUACUUGUACAGUUUUGUACAGGCAGAAGUUGAGAUAAAGACAGCUAAAUCUUCAUCCAGUUGUAGCAAUGGUCUUCUAUGGUUAACAAGAGCCAUGGACUUCAUAGUCGUGCUCUUUCACAAUUUAGCUCAGCAUCAAGAUUGGUCAAUGUCCCAAGCUUGCAAUGAUUCUUACUCCAAGACGUUGAAGAAAUGGCACGGAUGGCUUGCUAGUUCAAGCUUUACGGUUGCGAUAAAGCUUGCUCCAGAUAGGAAAAAGUUCAUGGAGGUCAUAGGUGGCAACGGUGACAUUAAUGGUGAUAUGGAGAAGUUCUGUAUGACGUUUUCACCUAUACUUCAGCAGAUCCACAAAUUUCUGACUAGUGUUGGAUUGGACAGUAUGAAGGCUUCAUGAUCAACUUCUUCAGUUUCAGCAUUGUUAUAUUUCUCCAAAAUUUUUACCACAUCUGUUGCUUUUAUUUUCAUUUCGUCCAGCUAAAGUUCUAUAAUAUUUUUCUGGUCAGCAUCUUAUAACUCUGUUCACAUGUAUGGUUUUAUUGUCACAAAAUUCUUUUAAAAUAUGUCAAACUCACUAACACAUUAAGCUGAGGCAAACUCAAACCAGAAGGAAAACUGACCCAAAAUGUAACGAAAGAAUACGUAUUUGAUCUCAAUUUAUGGAAUGCUAGUUGGAAAUUGAGACUAAACAAUCGAUAUAUUCAUAUUCCUCGGUAACCUAACAUCAUUUUGCAAGUUUAGACCGACAUAUCAUGCACAUCACCAAACUCAUUUUGCUCUCUUGUGACAAAUUCAAGUUAUCGAUUAACUUUGGUGAGCAUUGAAUGAUUCAGUUUACUGGAACAUAAUGCUUGAAGUCUCAUGUGCCUUCAAAAUCAGCUAUCUCAAUGAUCUCUAAGUUGAGUACAUGAACCUCGUGUCAUUAGUUGUUUGGAUU